AUGCCAGUUUUAGGACUUGAUACAGUAGUAAUUGGUUAUACUACACAACAGGUUACAAGAAAAGAUGAUAAUAGUAUAUUGGGAUUUACAAUACAAGAAUAUCUUGGUGACCAUGAACAGCCUGGGUUUUCAUUAGAAAUUCCAGAUACAGAUGAAUCUCUCAGAAAACAUGUAUUAGAAUUGGAGGAUCUUUCCAUACUUAUAACAACCAAUAAUCAAGAAACAGGUCAAUCAAACAGUCCAGGAGGUACACCAGUAAGAAAUACUCGAACAACAAGAGGUACUACUCCAAGAACUUCUAGAAGGCCACAUAGAACACUUAAUCAAAUGCCUGCAACAAUCCUUAAGUGA
Molecule: messenger RNA, 351 nt
Organism: Diversispora eburnea
Lineage: Eukaryota; Fungi; Glomeromycota; Glomeromycetes; Diversisporales; Diversisporaceae
Source: the annotation of a GenBank genome assembly